AUGGACCAGCCACGACACAGACGACAGCUGUGGAUCGAUGCAGAUCCUUCCGGUCUUGUGUGGACAGGCCUCGACUGCGAUGAUGACCUCGCCAUCUUGGCAGCGCAGGGCCUGGAGGCCGCCGGGGAGGCGACCGUGGCAGGCCUGUCGAUCUGUGCAGGCAAUGCACCGCUGCUGCACACCUGGGAAAACGCGAAGACCCUGCAGUCCGUGGCAAACUUCCACUGGAAUCUUUCGAAAGGCGCAGGUUGGAACACUAUGCAGCCGGCAUGGGCCUCCUUGCGUACGCUGGCGCGCUGCAUCGACGAGGAGGAGUCCAGCGAUGCUGCCGAGGCCAUCAUCCGCGCCGCUGCGGCCUUGCCAGCUCGCAGUCUCACGGUCUUGUGCCUCGGCCCUCCAAGUAACCUGGCGCGCGCCCUGCGUCGUGCUCCCUGGCUCGCCGAACACCUCGAGAUGGCCGUGCUCAUGGGCGGCGAGCUCACGCAAAGCAGACUGGAUCUGAACUUCAUGACGGACCGGGCAGCUGCACGCGAGAUCCUGGCUUCGAGCUUGCCGACGAUGCUGGUCCCCAUCCAGACUUGCGCGCAGGUGGCUGUGACCCCGGCAUGGUUGCGGCGUGUUGAGCAGUGUCCGCCACGUGCCGUGGCUCGUCGGAUCUUGCCCAAGAUGCGACUGCAGACCUGGUUCAUGCCCAAGUUGGUGAAUCGCCGGGUGAAGGCUCAGGCACUGCCGGGAAGGCCCACAAGCCCUGGGCUGCAAAGUGGCUUCAUCCCCUGGGAUCUUGUUGCCCUGCUGGCCACCAGCCGCCCUCACCUCUUCAGUUGGGAUGUCUGGGCCGUGGAGCUGCCUUCCUGCGAGCGCUCGCUCGGGGAGCCCUGCGACGGGACCAUGCGAUCCACGCUGCUCCAGAGCAACGUGUCCGCUCACGAGACAUCGCGCCUCGCGGCCAACGCUGCUCUCAUCCCGUGGAUUCGAGUCGAGGAAGGGGCGGUCCUGGAGCAGAUGCUGGAGCUGCUGUGCAGUGUUCACGGAUCUGGACCCGAGACAAGGCUACAGCUGGGCUUCCUUCCUCAGCUCAGCCUGGCGGCGCUCCUGAUUCUCGCGGCAAUUGCCUCCGCGGCACGUGUCUGCACUGCUCUCUGUGCAAAGCUGGUCUCUCGGAUGAGGCCUCCGAACAUUCACGGCCCAUCAAAGCAGGAGAAGACGGAUUAA
This is a messenger RNA of Symbiodinium sp. CCMP2592, 1212 nucleotides long. The record is from the annotation of a GenBank genome assembly. Lineage: Eukaryota; Dinophyceae; Suessiales; Symbiodiniaceae.